GUUUCCGGACAGAUAUUGAUGUAACACAGUCUGUCGCAAACAUCCGCUGUAGUUGCAGGAUUAUGAAAGCUUGACAAGUGAACAUUAACUGCAUUAACAUCAAGUAACUGCGACGGUGUAUACAAGCAGACAGAUGGCCGUGUUUGGAUGGCUUAUUUAGGACGUCGGCUGGGACAGUCACGCAUUAUUAUCCCCGGUGUGUCCGCGUUCAGGCUCCUCGGUAUGGCCGGUAUGACCGACAUGGGUCUGGCGAUGAGUCGUUCCCCACUGGAGCGGCUCCACUUUGACAAUGUCGCCCUCAAGAAACUUCCCCUGGACUCUUCCGAGGAGCCGGGGGUGCGGCAGGUUAAAGGAGCCUGUUUCUCCCGGGUGAAGCCGCAGCCGCUGACCAAGCCUCGGUUCGUGGCUGUGUCACAUGAAGCCCUGGCGCUGCUGGGGCUCAACGGAGAGGAGAUCCUGAACGACCUGCUCGGGCCAGAGUAUCUCAGCGGGUCCAGAGUCAUGCCUGGGUCCGAGCCCGCUGCGCACUGCUACUGCGGCCACCAGUUUGGCCAGUUCGCCGGGCAGCUGGGCGACGGGGCGGCCUUCUACUUGGGCGAGGUGAAGGUGCCGCCCGGACAAGACCCCAAACUGCUGCGGGAAAACCCGAGCGGCCGGUGGGAGAUUCAGGUGAAAGGAGCUGGACUGACUCCUUAUUCCAGACAAGCUGAUGGCCGUAAGGUCCUGCGCUCCAGUAUAAGAGAGUUCCUGUGCAGCGAGGUGAUGUUCUUCCUGGGUGUUCCCACCACCAGAGCAGGCUCCGUAGUGACCUCCGACAGUAGAGUAGUACGAGAUGUGUACUACAGCGGGAACCCUCGCCACGAGAGAUGCUCUGUGGUUGCCCGUAUUGCUCCCACCUUCCUCAGGUUUGGAUCCUUUGAAAUCUUCAAGCAGGCCGACGAGCAAACAGGUCGUCAGGGUCCCAGCUAUGGACGUGAUGAGAUCCGAGGUCAGAUGUUGGAUUAUGUCAUUGAGAUGUUUUACCCUGAGAUUCAGCGGAAUCACGCAGAUAGGGUGGAGAGGAACGUGGCUUUCUUCAAAGAGGUGAUGCUCCGCACGGCUCGACUCGUGGCUCAGUGGCAGUGUGUGGGUUUCUGCCAUGGAGUCCUGAACACAGACAACAUGAGCAUCCUGGGUCUCACACUGGACUAUGGUCCAUAUGGCUUUAUGGACAGGUUUGAUCCAGAUUUCAUUUGCAACGCCUCCGACAACUCCGGCCGAUACUCCUACCAGGCGCAGCCAGCAAUCUGCAGGUGGAACCUGGUGAAGCUAGCGGAGGCUCUUGCUCCAGAGCUGCCACCAGACCGAGCUGAGGCUGUCAUAGACGAGUACCUGGAUCUGUAUAACGGCUUCUACCUCGAGAACAUGAGGAAGAAGCUGGGCUUAUUGAAGAAGGACGAGCCCGAGGAUGAGAUCCUGAUCACGGAGCUGCUGCAGACCAUGCACAACACAGGUGCCGACUUCACCAACACCUUCCGUAGCUUGAGUCAGAUUUCCUGCCCCAUUGAGGGAGAAAGUGAGGGAGAAGAGGAGCUUGUCAGGAAAGCCACAGACCUCCUGCUGGAGCAGUGUUCCUCCCUAGAGGAGCUCAAGGCUGCUAACAAACCCACCAUGGAUCCACGUGAGCUGGCGAUGCUGCUCUCCAUGGCUCAGAGCAACCCGGCGCUGUUCCAGAUGAUCUCAGACAGAACGUCGAUUGCGAAACAGUUAGAAAUACUCAGCAAACUGAAAGACCUGAUGGAGACCAACCAGGAAGAGCUGAAAACCAAACAGGCGGAGGAGUGGAGCGGCUGGAUCGCUCGCUAUAGGAAGCGUCUGGCUCGGGAGCUGGAAGGCCAGAGCGAUGUGCAUGCCGCGCAGGAGGAGAGGGUGAGGGCGAUGGACAGCACCAACCCUCGCGUGGUGCUCAGGAACUACAUCGCCCAGAAUGCAAUUGAGGCUGCUGAGAACGGAGAUUUCUCUGAGGUCCAACGGGUCCUCAAGGUUCUGGCAAAGCCUUUCUCUUCGCAGCCAGGUCUGGAGCUUCCUGCAUGGGCGAGCGAAGGCGAGGCCACCGAACGGAGGGAGAGGGAUGAAGGGGAGGAGCAACAGCAAGAGUCGGCAUCUACAUCCACAGCCAGAAAUCCUGUUCCCUAUGACAGCAAGCCCCCGGCCUGGGCCCAUCAAAUAUGUGUCACAUGAUCUUCAUAAUAACUUCCUUGGUUGUUCGCUAGCCUGCCUAAAAUGAUAAGAGAGUUUAUUGGUCUUUUAGUUCAUAUUUUUCUUACUUUUUUUUUUUUGUCUCUCAUUCACCGUACAACUCUCUAUUACUUCGGCAGGCAGCGUCAGGGAAGUUAGCACGAGGCCACCCCAUAGGCUAGCUCAUACAAUGCAGACAGGGAGUGAGAUUAAUUUUUUAUAUAUAUAUAUAUAUAUAUAUAUAUAUAUAUAUAUAUUUAUUGUUUUACUUUACAAAGAACCCUCUCAGCUCGUUCCCUGCCUGCUUGGUGUUAGAUAUUAAUGACGACUCAGACAACAAGUCCUACAGUGACCUGUCUGACUCUGACAAACUGUGGGGUCUCACCUCAACGAAUACCAAAAAAUAACGUGUGUGUGAGAAAGAGAGAGAUAUGUUUUUAGGCAUGUAUUUGGGUGAAAGGCAGUGAUUAGACUUCAUCCAACAUGCUGCAGUAGAUAAACACGCACACUAUUCUGCUAACCCUAACCACAUUUGUUACCUAACCUGUUCAGUAAGCAGUUGACCUAGAGUCCAGCUAAGUAAAAAUAGGAACUGCAUUUUCUAUUGGACUAAUUGUCGGUUUGUGAACAUGCAAACUUCUUCAGGGGAAGUUUAUUGUAGAUUGUGCCACAGAUGUGAUUCUAUCAAGUGUGGUUUUGUUGAAAGUUCACCGCCAUUCAUGACUUUAACUGCGAUGCCUCAACACUAAUCAUAACUUUCUUUAUUUGAACCGGGAUCAAUUUGUUGGUGUAGUCAAAAAACACAGAAACACAUGAAAUGAUGCUUGUUCCAGAGUUUUAUUUUUCCUUAAUUAAUAUGAAAUGUAAGGUUGAUCUCUCCCUCAGCUAUAGCCUUAAUAUAUCCUAAUAAACCGAGCAGUCAAUAGA
Messenger RNA from Cottoperca gobio, 3144 nucleotides. RefSeq names its product selenoprotein O1 (gene selenoo1). The record is from RefSeq and is a predicted model, not a curated record. The transcript is spliced from 9 exons. Lineage: Eukaryota; Metazoa; Chordata; Actinopteri; Perciformes; Bovichtidae.